Messenger RNA from Acanthoscelides obtectus, 1769 nucleotides. The record is from the annotation of a GenBank genome assembly. Lineage: Eukaryota; Metazoa; Arthropoda; Insecta; Coleoptera; Chrysomelidae.
GGGCGCGGUUAAUAGGGAGUUUGGCAAACGUCAGGUAAAUUGUCAAAAACAUCUGUGACUUGUUUUUGGUAAACAAAGUUUUCCAAUACCAGGGCUCAAAAUGAAUGAAGAAAUCGACGAUACCGAGUUUUACCAACAGGAUUUUACUACGGCAUCCGAAUGGGAAAUAUUUAUAGCUCGUAUGGAAGAAAUCAUCAAUCAGUGGAAGACUGACGAGCUAAACAAUGAGGCCCCCGUACAGCACUCUGGCAUUUGGGAAAUUAAGACAGAGAAAAUCACUUUUGCAGACUUUGAAUUCGACUUGCUUCUGUAUAAGAAGACGACCGAGUACUCCGACUCUUCUGAGAGCAGCGACGAGAAUGAAAAGCAAACGAAAAAUCCGAUAGAUACGUUAUACGAUUUUGAACUAUACAAUGCAAACAAUGAUGCUGAACACUCUUUUCUCUCAGCCUGGUACGGCUUAGAUGAAUACUACGUUUUAGCAUCAGCUUUAAACAUAGGAAUAAAUACUGAGAGCAAAAUUAAAAUCCUUCUAAGCUCCGCAUACAUUGUAUCCAGCAGUCCGAAUUGUGAGAGACCCAUUUUCGUUCAAAUUAGAGAUACAUGGCAGAGAUGUUAUCUAGGUGUAUAUGAAGGAGAUUGUAUUAGAACAAACUUUGAAAUGGUUCAUUUGAAGAGAGGCCCAGGGCAUUGCUACUAUUUGAAUGGAUUAUUAGACAUGUUUAAGACCAAGAUCAUGUCACCAGCGUCACUUGAUUCCAUCACUGUCUCAGUGCAGUUAAAGUAUAUUCUUAGAGAAUUUGGAAGGUACGAGUGGAAGCAAGAUCUUUCAGAGAGUGAGAAUUUUAAUGUGGAUGCCUUACCAUUUGGCGUUACAGUAGAACCUAUACAUUGGCUGACACUUAGAGCAACUUGGAAUCACUUAGCGGACAAUCUGGUCAUGGACAGUGAGGGACAUUCAGACUUCGAUCCAAUGACUGCUCCAAAAUGGUCUUGUUCGGCCAGAAUGCAUGAGCCUGUCUGUUUGCUUGGAGAUGCUUUGUCUGCAUUUUUAAAUAACCUGGAAGGCAACACUACUGUCUACGAUAUUCUAGGUGAUUAUGCUACAUUGCCUUCAGCAGAAAGCAAUCCGUUGGACCUGCUGACAGAACCUGCUGUUCCAACCAUAACAUCAUUGUUAGCCAAAGCUGCAAGGAGGUCUUCUAAGAGUACCAAAGGCACUCCGCCCAUUACAGAAUCUGUCCUAGUUCCUUUGCUUUACUAUCUUUUCCCUGAUGCUGAUGAGAAUCCUAGCUUUCCAUAUGGGGGCAAAGAGGAUAAAGACACUGCAGAGAAAACAAAUGAAAAGGGUAUGUCCAAGAAUUUCGAAGAGGAAUUCAAGGGCUUCAAAACGUGUACCAAGGACUCGCUCACUUGGCGUUUGUCCAUUGUUUUGACCCAUGCCCUCCAGUCUUUGGGUGGGGUGAAAGCUGUAGCACACAUUUGGUACGAAUUCGUCCAGGAAAUGAGGUAUAGAUGGGAGAAGAGUAUGCCGAUACCAGGAUUUGAGGUAGAUGGAAUAGAAGAACCUAAAUAUUUUCCUGGUUGAUUCAAGAUAUUGGCAAAAAGGUAGUAAAAGAUCUAUAGGUCUGUGAUUUUCAAGAAGAGUUGGAUCUUGCUUCUUGCACACCAGUCUUCAAUUGGUCUGGGAAGAUUCCGUAUUUAAGAGCAUUAUUUAUAUGGUGAUAAAGAAUUUCUGUGAUAAUUGGAACUGGAUUAUUUAGUAAGAC